Molecule: messenger RNA, 1086 nt
Organism: Pediculus humanus corporis (human body louse)
Lineage: Eukaryota; Metazoa; Arthropoda; Insecta; Psocodea; Pediculidae
Product: Lactosylceramide 4-alpha-galactosyltransferase, putative
Exons: 5
Coding region: 1-1086 (361 amino acids)
Biological process (GO): glycosphingolipid biosynthetic process
Molecular function (GO): hexosyltransferase activity
Source: RefSeq, a predicted model, not a curated record
AUGAAAAAUAAAAAUUUAAUUAAUAUAUACAAAUGCAAAUGGAGAAUAUUACACAAAAAAAUAUUACUAUUAUUAUUUUUUAUAUUAUUUGUGAUAUUUCUUAACGUACCGUGGAGCGGUUAUAUAAUUCAUUGGAAAGGAAAAACUCGGAAAAAUAUCGAUUGUUUUUAUUUAACCGGAAACAAAUUAAUAACUUUAAAUGAAAAUGAACCCGUAUUGGGAAAAGGGAUUUAUUUUCAUGAAACUUCUUGCCCGAAAAAUUUAACGGAUAUUGUUAUUAAUUCGAGACAAGCUUGUUCUGUAGAAUCUGCUUUAAGAGCUCAUCCUGAAAAAGAUGUUUUUCUUUUAAUUACUAGUCCAGUUUUAACACCUUUAAAAAAUACUAACAACAAAUUAAUACAUCAAUUACUUUCAUAUAAAAAUUUUAAAGUGAGACAUAUUAAUUUUUCCGAGUAUUUAUCAAAUACUCCAUUACAUGUAAUAUAUACCUCAGGAGCUUUAAAUAAUAGUUAUUGGCCAGUGGCACAUUCCAGCGAUGUUCUUCGUUAUGCUACCUUAUAUAAAUUCGGUGGAAUUUAUUUAGAUUUAGAUGUUAUAGUUUUAAAAUCGUUAAGUGGACUGAAAAAUUUUGCAGGAGCAGAAUCGAAUUCAUCUUUAGGUUCAGGAAUAUUAGGAUUUAGUUACGAUGAAGUGGGACGAAGUACGGCUAAAGAAUGCGUCGAAGAGUUAGCAAGCACAUUUAUCGGGUAUUUUUGGGGACACAAUGGACCUGGAGUAAUUACAAGAGUUUUAAAAAGAAAAUGCAUGACGGAUGAUGUACUCAGAAUGCCUGAAAGUGAUUGUCAAGGUUUUUCAAUUUAUCCAACGGAAUAUUUUGCACCUUUUUCAUAUAACGACCCUGAAUUUUUUUUCCAAGAAGGUAAUACGGAUCUCGCAAGAAAAAUAUCAAAUCAUAGUUAUACAAUACAUUAUUGGAAUAAAAUGUCAUCGAAAUUUAUUUUAAAAAACAAUUUGGAUAUUCCUUUUUUUUACUAUGCUCUAAAUUAUUGUCCUAAAAUUUAUAAAGCUUCCAAUGGAAAGUUUUAA